Carassius auratus (goldfish) is the source of this 1162-nucleotide messenger RNA. Its product is annotated as transcription factor IIIA-like. The coding region runs from base 170 to 1009 and encodes 279 amino acids. The transcript is spliced from 9 exons. Gene Ontology annotation, cellular component: nucleus. The record is from RefSeq and is a predicted model, not a curated record. Lineage: Eukaryota; Metazoa; Chordata; Actinopteri; Cypriniformes; Cyprinidae.
CUUGUGAGAGCGCGACACUACAAUUAGUGAGUCAAAAGCAUUGGUUCUCAAAGGACGCAGAUGGUAUGUUCCACUCAGAAUAAAACCAAGCUCUAUGGAAUUCCGGCGUUGUGGGCCGAACACCGACCCGCCACCACCACCUGACAGAAACUGUUAAUAAACGGCUAGAAUGGGUGAAAGAAGUGAACAUCCGAAUAAACGACUCGCUCGACAUCAGCUGAGCCACAGCGGGGAGAAACCCUAUCUGUGCUCAGUCACCGGGUGUUCAGAUGCUUUUUCCACACCUGGCAACUUGAGGAACCAUGUUGCUCAUGCUCACCACCAAAAAGAGAGCCAUUAUGUGUGCAACCAUGAAGGCUGUGGAAAGGAGUUCCAUAAGAAAAGUCAACUGAAGACUCACAUCUGUGAGCACACAAAUGAGUUGCCCUUUGAGUGUGACUUUGAGGGAUGCAAUGACAAGUUUGCUUCUUCUAAAGCUCUCAAACAACAUUUGAAGGUGCAUGAAGGUUAUCCAUGUGAUGAGGAGUAUUGUAACUUCAAAGGGAAAACUUGGUCCGAGUAUCAGAUGCACAAAAAGGCCACACACGGAAUAACCCUGCCAUGUGACCAGUGCAAGAAGAUGUUCCACAAUGCCUGGUUUUUGCAGAAGCACAAACAGUCCGUUCACUCUGGGCAGCGGUGCAAGUUUAAGUGUGCUAGAGAAGGCUGUGAAAAGAGCUACACCACAAACUUCAACCUCCGGAAUCACAUUCUGGUAUUUCAUGAAGGAAAGCGUGACUUUGCUUGCCCUUUUGCAGGCUGUGGUAAAGCUUUUGCUAUGGAGGUUAGUCUGAAGAGGCAUUUUGUGGUCCAUAUGCCUCAGAAGACAAAACUACAGAAGCCAAAAAUCAAGCCGUGCAAACGCAAAAAGUCUUCAUCCAAAACGAAGUUGUCAGAUGCCACUAAAUUAUCCAAGCAUCUACAAAAUGUGUCCUUGAACAAGACCGCAUCAAAGGAGCCAUUGACUUAACUUUAUUUAUUAUUAUGACAAUCCCUUUUGUCCCUGAGUUUCCUCAGUUGAAGUUUUUUCAGUUUAUCAACAUUUUUGAGUUUAGAUCACUUUACAAAAUAAAUGGUCACGUCUGCAACUUGUUUAAUAAAGUGAAUUGGUGUGGAAAAGGAA